AUGGCAGGAAGCAUCGAUGAGAAGGGACCUUCCUCCCUCACGGGGUUCAAGAUCAUGUUCAAGAAGAUGACAGUCCCGUUGUUCUUUGCUUGGAUCAUCACGGCUCUGUUGAACAUCAUGUUUGGAUACGACACAACCAGUUUUGGUGGUGUGCAGUCGAUACCAGCCUUCGAAAGGGAGUUCGGGACUCCAACUGGCGAAGAUGGCGCCUACGUGCUCUCGCCUGCGCGCGCAUCGUACAUGAGCUCUUUGGCUUUUGUGGGCAAGUUUCUUGGAGCAUUGCUUGGUUCUGUGUUCAUCGAGCCACUUGGCCACCGGAUCAGCAUCUGGAUCGUCUGCCUCAUAAGCUUCGUCGGCAUCAUCAUCGAAUGCACAGCGACAACGGUUGCCCAGUUCGUUGUUGGCCGAAUCAUUGUCUACUACAGCGUUGGCUUUGCCGAAAUGUGCGCAACAACAUACCAAAGCGAGAUCGUCCCGGCGAGCAUGAGAGGAGCAGUGGUCGGCUCGAUCCAACUGUUCAAUCAAAUCGGACAGAUCACGGCCGCUGGCGUCAAUCGUCGCUACUCGAGAACGGUUGCACCUGAAGGUUGGAUCGUUCCGGUUGGGGUGCAAGCGAUCUGUCCGGUGAUAGUGGCAGUUGGUAUCUUCUUCAUUCCAGAUGGACCGCGCUGGUUGAUCAGCAAAGGGCGAGAUCAAGAUGCCGUUAAGACUCUGGAAAGAGUGCGGCCAAAGAAGGAUGUGGCCGCCGGACACUGCACUGCGGAAAUUGAAGCCAUCAGAGUUGCUGUGGAGAAUCCAGAGAAAGGUCCUUGGAUGGAUCUGUUCAGAGGCACAAAUCUGAGGAGAACCUCCAUCGCAACAGUUAUCUACAUUUUCCAGCAGUUCACUGGACAGGCCUUCGUCUCCAACUACUCACCACGUUUCUACCAAUCAGUGGGGCUCGGCGAACAUGCAUUCGACUAUAAUAUCGCAUCGGCCACCGUAGGUUGGGUAGGUGUGGCGUGCGGCAUGCCCUUCAUCGAUAUUGCGGGGCGGCGUCUGGUAUUGAUGAUCGGAUGCACUGGGCAAGCAAUAUUCCUCUUCAUCGUGGCCGGAGUUGGCCUGCCUGCGGAGCCCAAUCGCCAUGAAGCCAACAUGCUGGUGGCCAGCGUCAUCUUGUACAACUUCUUCUAUGCCGGGACGAUUGCCAGUAUAUCAUACGUGAUCGGUGCAGAGAUCGGAAGCUACGCCUUGCGAGAGAAGACGCAAGCUUUCGCGCUGUCGAUCAGUAUCAUCGCCGCGUUUGUUACAGCCUUCUCCAUUCCAUACGUGAUUGCAGAGAUCGAUGCCAACAUAGGCUGGGUCUUCGGCGGAUUUGCGACGAUGGCGACAAUCUACACGUACUUUUGUGUACCAGAAACCAAAGGCCGGUCACUCGAAGAAGUGGACGAACUCUUCGAACGUCGUAUCCCUGCUCGCAAGUUUGCUUCCACUCGUACAUCUGGCGCUGGCAGAAGGGUCGCGGAGUUGGAAUCCGACAUUGCCGGGUUGGGGACAAAAAAGGGUGCCUCUACUGGAGUCGAGUACCACGACGACAAGGUCUAG
Molecule: messenger RNA, 1584 nt
Organism: Saxophila tyrrhenica
Lineage: Eukaryota; Fungi; Ascomycota; Dothideomycetes; Mycosphaerellales; Extremaceae
Exons: 9
Coding region: 1-1584 (527 amino acids)
Biological process (GO): transmembrane transport; carbohydrate transport
Cellular component (GO): membrane
Molecular function (GO): carbohydrate:proton symporter activity
Source: RefSeq, a predicted model, not a curated record